Messenger RNA from Notothenia coriiceps (black rockcod), 515 nucleotides. RefSeq names its product next to BRCA1 gene 1 protein-like. The record is from RefSeq and is a predicted model, not a curated record. The annotation marks the transcript as partial. The transcript has 3 exons. Lineage: Eukaryota; Metazoa; Chordata; Actinopteri; Perciformes; Nototheniidae.
UGAAGCUGCAGAGGCCGACAUGGAGUCCAGGGUGAAGGAGAGAGAGAAGGGGUCGGAGGAGGAGGAGAAAGGAGAGGAGAAGAGAGAGGGCAGGAGGAGCCGCUCCUCCUCUACCUCCUCAGAGGACUACAUCAUCAUCCUCCCUGACUGCUUUGACACCAGCCGGCCCCUGGGGGAGUCCAUGUACAGUUCAGCCUUGUCCCAGCCUGGUGACAUCACAGCUAAGACCCCCACAGACCCAGAAACUCCAUCGCCCGACCAACCGGGCCCCCCCGCCCCAGGGGGGCUAGGGGAGGCAGAUGAGGAUGCAGCGGCCUCAGUGUCGGGGAACAGCAGCGCCAACGACAUGCUCUGCACGUCCCAGACGCUGGACGACGAGCCGCUGACGCCUGAAGUGGUGCCCCCCCCCCUGACCACCGUCACCCCGAGUCUGGAGAGCAGUGGAGAGACAGAUGCUGAGCCAGCUGCUGCUGAGGGAGGAGCGGACGGCUCUGAACUGUACCGAACUGAGGGCG